CAAAAACUUGGGAAAACGAGGCGCCUAGGCGUGGGAAUCUGUCUCUGUUGUACGUCUGUGCUCCAGAAUUUGCUGAGACGGAUUUUCGACUGAGUAUGGCAGCUAUCUACGGGAAUUGGAACGUUGAUUUUUCAGACUUGAAAGCAGAGGCUGCGAGGAUAGAUUAAGGCAUGGACGACUGGUCCUCAGAACCUUCAUCCUUAGUCAAACAAGAGAGCAUCGACGAGACAGAGAGAGUGAGAGCAUCUUGUUCCUCAGAACCUUCAUCCUUAGUCAAACAGGAGAGCAUCUUCCUCAGAAUCUUCAAUAUAUUAUACUUGUUCGUUGGUCUCUUUUUCAAAAGGAAAAGAGGUGGCCUCUUUUUCAAAGGGGAAAAAAGAAGUGUCAAAAGAUCGAUGGGACUCUCAGAAAAGAUGCAGCAACGCCGUAGCUCUAAAUAGAGUGGUGGAUGAGCUUAGAGGAGACCCCAAGCUACAUGCAAGAAAUGGCCAUCUACUUGCUGCAUCAGUUCGAAUCGUUGCCGGUAUUGCUAUGUUCAGAAAUUAUGUGUUGAGUACUUUGAUUCUUGAGUAGAUUCUCGACAGUAUGGGUGUGCACGUACACAGCAGUAGUGGUACUAGUUGUAGUUCUUGUAUUUUUUAAGUUUCAUUUUCAUGCAUCUUCCUGCAUCAGCAACACUGUUCUUCUUGCAUCAGCAUCUCUGUCUCGACGUCAGCUAGGCAGUGUUAGCCUUCGUGGAAUGGAAUUUCACCGAAACCCAGCAAAACCACCACCACCACCAACCAGGAUUCCUUCCGCUACCUCGACAAGCUACGUGUCAACUCGGUAACUAUGAAGAUGUGCAAUGACCGUAUCCUGAAACUCGGCGUAGCACCUCAAUUUGCGGAUAAGAUCCAGAGUUGCUUCCGAUUUCUGGACCGCACUCGUGAGGGGACACUUAGUUAAGAACAGUUUCCAAAUGGUUUUUUUGAAUUUGCUGUGGACGUGAAGGGAAACUUUGCCAAGAAGAGUUUCAAACUGGUUUUGUAGGGCUAGGGCACGCGUGAGGGGAGACUUAGUUAAGAAUUUCAAACUGGUUUUGUUUUUGAGUAUCUAUGAGGAGACACUUUCUUAGUUAAGUACAAUUUCACUAAAGUGGUUUGGUAUGUAUUUCGUCUAGUAGUAAGUUUAGAUUUAGAAUCAUUCACCGCCCAUUCCGAUAGGAAGUGGUUUGAGCAUGAUCCACCUAUUCCUAUGCACGGGGGAUUUACCUAGAGUGUGAGUGCCUCUCCGAGUAAUAAGAGUAGGGUUAUGGUAAUCAUCAAUACCCUCUAAAAACCUUGGGUCGAAUACAAGGUUCUCUCGGAUAUUUGGAGUGAGAUGUUUCUGGGUUUAGAAGAGUUUCUAUUCUUCCUACGAACGAAAGUUACGGCGGAAAAAAUUGCUGAGGAAAAGUUGCUACUGGCGUCUCAACGUUAUGGCUAUGUAUGUAUACGAGUGGUGGAGCCAAUCUAACUAGGAAAUGACCUAAAAAGACUAGGAAAUGAAGCUAUGUCUGUAGAAGCGUAAAUUCUAUUCAUCCACUCCGAACCGCAGGUGUAGUCCUCCUAGUGUAGUCCUAGAGAAAGAAUGCGAAUCCGAAUGCCAAAGGCGCGUAAGCGCACCCCAAGAACCAGAUGAGGCACUAUCUAGUUCCACUUAUAAUCUAGUUCUCUUAAUUCAAAUUCUCUCCCUCUAAUAGCCUCCACCAAAGUUUUCUGAGGCUUGGGAAAGAGAGAAGCAUGUUAGAAGAAGCACUCUGA
Amoebophrya sp. A25 is the source of this 1781-nucleotide messenger RNA. The record is from the annotation of a GenBank genome assembly. NCBI's taxonomy places the organism in Eukaryota, Dinophyceae, Syndiniales, Amoebophryaceae.